This is a messenger RNA of Dendronephthya gigantea, 1061 nucleotides long. RefSeq names its product ras-related protein Rab-9A-like. Gene Ontology annotation, molecular function: GTPase activity; GTP binding. Gene Ontology annotation, biological process: retrograde transport, endosome to Golgi. NCBI's taxonomy places the organism in Eukaryota, Metazoa, Cnidaria, Anthozoa, Malacalcyonacea, Nephtheidae. Gene Ontology annotation, cellular component: late endosome; lysosome; phagocytic vesicle. The transcript has 2 exons. The record is from RefSeq and is a predicted model, not a curated record. Bases 125 to 748 code for a protein of 207 amino acids.
AGAAUUAAAAAUCACAUGAUGUUUUAUAUACAUUGACAUUGUAUUGCAAAAGAUUCCAAAUCAAAUACUUCUUGAUGAAAAUAGGUUAAAAUGACAUAAACUUUGGCGCAUUAAUUCUGGCGUCAUGACAAGUAAGCCGUCUCUUUUAAAAGUCGUACUGUUAGGUGAUGGAGGAGUCGGGAAAUCGUCGCUUAUGAAUCGAUUUGUCAGUGAUAAGUUCGACAGUCAGUCCUUCCAUACCAUCGGUGUGGAAUUUCUCAACAAAGACGUUUCAGUUGAAGGAGGGACUUUCACACUUCAAAUUUGGGAUACAGCUGGACAAGAAAGAUUUAAAAGCUUGAGAACACCAUUUUAUAGAGGAUCAGAUAUUUGUUUACUUGUUUUUGCUGUGAAUGAUAAGCAGAGUCUUGAGAAUCUUGCACAGUGGAAAAAGGAAUUCCUUUAUUAUGCUGAUGUAAAGGACCCUGAAAACUUUCCUUUCCUUGUCCUUGGUAACAAGGUUGACAUGGAAGAAGAGAGGAUGGUGAAUGAGGAUGAUGCCAAGUCAUGGUGUCAAAUUAAUGGUGAACUACCAUACUUUGAAACAAGUGCCAAAGACAACACCAAUGUGGAUUUAUCUUUCAGUUCUUCUGUGAAAAGACAUUUAGAGCUGGAGCAAAAGUUAGACAGACAGAUGAAGAACCUUGCCCCUGGAGGGGUUAAUCUUUCCAAUCAUGAGAAAAACAAGAAAGCUUCAUCCUGCUGUUAAUGUUAGUGGAAUUCGUACAAAUGUAAUGAUGAAUGGCAAUAUUAGUAAUGAUGCAGUAGCAAUGUAUACACUUGGUAAACCAUACCAGUGCAUUCAUAUAAUUCACAUGUCAGUAUAAGUGUGACCCGUAAAGGAAUUCUCCAUAUUUGCUGACUGACAAAACCAUGGGACAUCUGUCAAUAUUUCAUAAUAUAUAGGAAACAGAUUUUGUAGAAAAUAUUAAUAAUUUGAAAUCUAAACAAAUGCAACAUAAUAUGCAAGAAUAUUAUGAGUGGUUUUAAAUGAAAUAAAUUGGAAUUCCUGAAAAAUUGCC